AUGACCAUUCUUCUCGUGGAACUUGUCAUUGCAAACAUGAUAAGUGCACUCCGCGACGAACCCGCGGUAUCGCAGAACUUUAGCUAUCAGCAAGAUAUUCGAUAUAUUUUUAAACUGAAUAACUGGAUCCUAGGUUCGCUUGGUAUUUGGCCAGUAGCGACCCAGGGAAUCAGACAACAUGCAUCUACGAUUGCGAUCGCGCUCUGUAAUCUCGCAUUAGCUUUCGCGAUAGUGCCCUGCGCCCUGCAUAUCGUUUAUGACGAGAAAGAUAUCACUCUAAGACUUAAACUGUUUGGUUUACUGGCAUUUUGUCUUACCGCCAUGACGAAGUACUGCAUUCUCGCGAUACGUCGCCCUAAAAUACUGCGCUGCAUCGAAUAUGUGAAGAGCGAUUGGUGGCAGGUGACACUUAGAAGUGAUCGUAAAAUGAUGCUGAAGUAUGCUGCCACCGGUCGCAAUUUAACGAUAAUCGGCGCAUCUUUCAUGUACACAGCCGGCGUCAUUUAUCACAUGAUUCUGCCGUUCUGUUCCGAGCAUAAAGUUAACAAUCAAACCAUCAGACCACUCGUGUAUCCGACUUAUAGUAAAUUUCGCCAGUCUCAAAUUAGCCCGAUAUACGAAAUUGUGUAUGUAGCUCAUUGCAUGUGCGGAUACACCAUAUAUUCGGUAACAGCUGGUGCGUGCGGAUUGGCAGCCCUAUUUGCUACUCACGCAUGUGGACAGAUCCAAAUGAUUAUAUCGCGAUUGGAAGAUCUGUUAGAUGGUGAAAAAUUCAAGCAAGGCCCAACGAAUGUUCAUCAACGAAUUGCUGCCAUUGUAAAAAAUCAUGUUCGAGUAAUAAGAUUUGCGGCCAUUGUAGAGGAAGUUUUACAAGAAGUGUGUUUGGUGGAAUUCACUAGUUCUGUAUGCACGAUAUGUCUGCUCGAAUACUACUGUAUACUGGAUUGGCAAGAAGAUGAUAGAAUUGGCUUAGCGACUUAUUCUUUGCUCCUUGUUUCGUUCUGUUUCAAUGUAUACAUAUUAUGCUAUAUUGGUGAGCUUCUUAUGGAAAAGAGCAGUCAAAUUGGAUUGAUAUGCUAUACGAUAGAUUGGUAUCAAUUAUCGCCAAAAUCAGCCCGCAGCCUUAUAUUAAUGAUCGCUAUGGCCAGUCAUCCCAUAAAAAUUAGUGCCGGUAGAAUGGUAGAUCUAUCAUUAUUAACUUUUGGAAAUCGCAAGCGCAGCAUAUCCGAUGGGCUUGCGAUCAAUGUCGCCGCAGCAUAUCCGAUGGGCUUGCGAUCAAUGUCGCGCAUUCAGUCUUUAACAAUACUUGUCAUCGCGAACAUGUCAAAUGCACGUGAAUCUGCAAUGCCACAGAACUCCAACUAUCAGCGAGAUAUUCAAUACGUUCUCAAGCUGAAUAACUGGAUUCUAUACACAAUCGGCAUCUUGCCAUUCACGACCCGCGGCAUCGGAAGAUAUGCAUUUAAGAUCUUGAUCGUGUUCUGUAAUUUCAUAAUAAGCUUCGCGAUGGUGCCCUGUGCACUGCAUAUUGUCUACGAUCAAAAAGACAUCACUAUAAGACUUAAACUAUUCGGCUUGUUGACAUUUUGCCUUACCGCGAUGACGAAAUAUUGCUUUCUCACGAUACGUCGUCCUAAGAUAUUGUAUUGCAUCGAACAUGUGAAGAAUGAUUGGUGGCAGGUGACGUUCAGAUCUGAUCGCGAACAAAUGUUGAAGUAUGCUGCCACUGGUCGCAAUCUAACGAUAAUCGCCACAUCAAUUAUGUACACUUCUGCUUUCAUUUAUUAUUUGAUUUUGCCGUUUUGUUCCGAGCACAAAAUCAACAAUCAAACUGUCAGACCGCUCGUGUUUCCGAUUUAUAGUAAAUUUCGCCAAUUCCAAAUUAGUCCGGUAUACGAAAUUGUGUAUAUAGCUCAUUGCAUGUGCGGAUACACCAUAUAUUCGGUGACAGCUAGUGCGUGCGGAUUGGCCGCCUUGUUCGUCACUCAUGCAUGUGGUCAGAUUCAAGUGAUUCUGUCGCGAUUGAAAGAUCUUGUAGAUGGUAAAAAUUUCGAGCAAAGUCCAAAUGUUCAUCGACGAAUUGCUGCCAUCGUGAAAAGCCAUGUUCGAGUAGUAAGGUACAUCCUGCACGACCACUUCGUGGUUAAUACACACACGAUCUGUCAGACUGACAGCAGAUGAAAGGAUGCCUGCGACGCGAGCGCAAGCGCGUGUCCAGCGACCUUGCAAUCAAUGCUACGCGCUGGCCUCGUGCAGUCUUAAACGGAACCUGUCAACGUGAACAUGAGGAAUUCAGAAGACAACCAGGCGACGUCGCCAAACGUUAAUUAUCAGCAGGACAUGAGAUAUGUCUUCAAGCCGUGCAGCUGGAUCUUCGGCUCGAUUGGCAUCUGGCCAGUCGCGUUCCGCGGAAUCGGACAAUACGUGCCUAAGAUCGCGCUCGUGCUGUGUAAUUUCGCGUUAGGCUUCGCGAUAGUGCCGUGUAUUCUGCACAUCAUUUAUGACGAGAAGGAUCUUAAUAUAAGAUUGAAGCUCUCCGGACUACUGGGCUUCUGCCUCACCGCAAUGAUGAAGUACUGCGUUCUCGCGAUACGUCGGUCUAAAAUAUUACGUUGCAUCGAACACGUGAAGAGUGACUGGUGGCAGGUCAAGUUCAACUCCGAUCGAGAAUUGAUGAUGAAAUAUGCUACCACUGGUCGUAGGCUGUCUAUAAUCAGCACGACUUCCAUGUACAUCGCCGGCUUUAUUUAUCAUACGAUUCUGCCAUUUUGCACUGUACAUAAAGUCGGUAACGAAACCAUCAGACCACUCGUGUAUCCAACUUACAGUGAGUUUUAUCAGACCCAGAUGAGCCCGAUAUAUGAAAUAGUAUAUCUGGCUCAUUGCGUUUGUGGAUACACCAUGUAUUCGGUCACGGCCGGAUCGUGCGGACUAGCUGCAAUAUUUGCUACUCAUGCGUGUGGCCAAAUUGAUAUCAUCGCGUCCCGACUUGAAGAUCUUCCGCGCGGCAAAAAUUUUGACCGAUCAUCGGAUGUUAAUCAACGAAUCGCUGCCAUCGUGAGUGGUCACGUUCGAAUAUUAAGAUUCUGCGCUCUCGUGAACGAAAUCCUACAAGAAGUAUGUUUAUUGGAAUUCGCUAGUUCUAUAUUCACAAUGUGCUUGCCCGAAUAUUAUUGCAUAGUGGAUUGGCAAGAUAGUGAUACAGUUGGACUGACAACUUACUUUCUGCUCUUUAUUUCAUUCUGCUUUAAUAUGUAUAUAUUAUGUUACAUUGGCGAGCUACUCAUGGCAAAGAGUAGUCAGAUUGGUACGACGUGCUUUAUGAUCGAUUGGUAUCAACUGCCAGUAAAGGCAAUUCGUAGUUUAGUGCUGGUGAUCGCUAUGUCAAGCCGUCCCAUAAAGAUCAGCGCUGGCAGGAUGAUAGAUUUAUCGCUAGCGACCUUUGGAAGUGUAAGGAAUUGUGUAUAUGAUAUUUAUGCAAAAUUUUAAUUCCUAUUUCGAUAUAGUUGUAAAUGAAAUAAAUCAAUAUCCCAAAA
Messenger RNA from Formica exsecta, 3536 nucleotides. RefSeq lists its product as uncharacterized. The transcript has 14 exons. NCBI's taxonomy places the organism in Eukaryota, Metazoa, Arthropoda, Insecta, Hymenoptera, Formicidae. The record is from RefSeq and is a predicted model, not a curated record. Gene Ontology annotation, biological process: detection of chemical stimulus involved in sensory perception of smell; sensory perception of smell. Gene Ontology annotation, cellular component: plasma membrane. Gene Ontology annotation, molecular function: odorant binding; olfactory receptor activity.